AUGGCACCUCAAGAACUUCGAAGUCUCAUUCCAUCUAUCCAUAAGAGAAAAACUCUCCGUGAAAUCGCUCUCGAGACCAAUAAAACCAAUCCCUCACAACUAGGCGACCCUAUUUCCCUGAAAGCAGAAACGUCAAACUCUUCACCAACGGACGAAGACCGCGGGGCUGGAUCCAGAUCCAGUUCUUCUUCGUCGGGAGAAGGUAUAGAGAAGAUGGCGCCUGCGCCUACAGAAGGGGAUGGAGAAGGAAAGGGGAGGGGGAAGGCUGAGACGGAGGGGUCUGGAUCGAAGGAGAGUGAUCGACCGGGCGUUGGGAAGUCGAAGCUUUGA
Molecule: messenger RNA, 330 nt
Organism: Lachnellula hyalina
Lineage: Eukaryota; Fungi; Ascomycota; Leotiomycetes; Helotiales; Lachnaceae
Exons: 2
Coding region: 1-330 (109 amino acids)
Source: RefSeq, a predicted model, not a curated record